UUCAUGAAUCACUCUGCUGUGAAGCCAUAACAAUGAAGUUGAUCAGAGGUUGUCUCCUGGCAUUGGCCCUUCUUGGCUGUCUGGCUGAUGCUCAGUAUUUCAAGCCGCAGCAGCCCCAGUCGCCCCAGCAGCCCCAGCAGCCCCACAAGCCCCAGCAGCCCCACAAGCCCCAGGCUCCAAGAUAUACACCACCACCACAUCCACCCCCAAAGCACCAGACUCAGCUGCCUAAGGAGCCCCACCAGACUAAGCAUCCCCAGCAGACUAAGCACCAAGAAGUAUUUCACUCUUGUGAUGUGGUUGGACAAGGCAAGAUACAAUGUGGGGCUUCCAGCAUUUCUGGCCAAGAGUGUGAAGCUAUAAACUGCUGCUUCGACGGACGCAGCUGCUAUUAUGGCAAAAGUGUGACUCUUCAGGCCACCAAAGAUGCCAUGAUUAUUUUGGUGGUGGCCAGAGAUGCCACCCUUCCCAACCUCGACUUGGAAACAAUUAGUUUCCUUGAAAAUGGUCCAAGCUGCAGCCCGAUUGAUACCACUUCAGAUUUUGCCAUCUACCAGUUCCCUGUCACAGACUGUGGUACAAUCAUGACAGAGGAGCCUGGUAUUAUCAUCUAUGAGAACAGGAUGGUCGCGUCAUAUGAAGUCGGUGUUGGAACCAGAGGAAUUAUUACCAGAGACAGCAGAUAUGAGCUACUUAUCCAGUGUAGAUAUAUUGGAACCUCAAUUGAGGUUCUGGUCAUUGAGGUUGGCCUGGUUCCUCCACCAUUUCCAGUUGCAGCUCCUGGACCCCUGUUUGUGAUGCUCAAGCUGGGCAAUGGACAAUGUUUUAACAAGGGCUGUGUGGAAGAGGAGGUGGCCUACUCCUCUUUUUACGUGGAUAGCGACUACCCCAUUGUAAAGGUGCUUCAGGAUCCUGUGUACGUUGACAUCUGCAUUCAGGAGAGCACUGAUCCCAACCUGGUCUUGACUCUUGGAAGGUGCUGGGCAACCAGUGAUCCCUAUCCUCACAGUCUUCCUCAGUGGGACUUGCUGAUUGAUGGCUGCCCCUACCACGAUGAUCGUUACCAGACCGCCCUAGUGCCAGUGGGUGCCUCACCGGAAGUCCCUUUUCCAACCCACCGCAGGCGUUUUAUUUUCAAGAUGUUCACUUUUACAGAUGUUGGUGCUUCCAAUCCCGGCAAACAAGUAGCUGCAUAUCCAGGGAAAGUUGUUCCUCUCAAGGAAAAGGUGUAUAUACACUGUGAUACAGCUGUGUGCCAACCCUUUCCUGGAAAUAAUUGUGAACCUAGGUGUUUCAGAAAGAGGAGAGACCUUUCUACUGUCUACAAGAGCAGGGAGGACACCCCUGUGGUUUCAAGCCUGGAGAUUCGAUUCAUUCAAUCUCCUCUGCAACAACAUGCAGACAGAACUUUAUUGUCAUGAAAUCUCUGUACCCAAUGCUUUGUGGAAAGUGACUGAGUUUCAAAUAAAGCUUCAUGUUGCUGAA
Hippoglossus stenolepis (Pacific halibut) is the source of this 1485-nucleotide messenger RNA. Its product is annotated as zona pellucida sperm-binding protein 4. NCBI's taxonomy places the organism in Eukaryota, Metazoa, Chordata, Actinopteri, Pleuronectiformes, Pleuronectidae. Bases 33 to 1421 code for a protein of 462 amino acids. The transcript has 8 exons. The record is from RefSeq and is a predicted model, not a curated record. Gene Ontology annotation, cellular component: egg coat. Gene Ontology annotation, biological process: prevention of polyspermy; binding of sperm to zona pellucida. Gene Ontology annotation, molecular function: acrosin binding; structural constituent of egg coat.